Callorhinchus milii (elephant shark) is the source of this 2148-nucleotide messenger RNA. It is a transcript of the gene tnfsf15, whose product is annotated as tumor necrosis factor ligand superfamily member 15-like. The coding region runs from base 302 to 976 and encodes 224 amino acids. Gene Ontology annotation, biological process: immune response. Gene Ontology annotation, molecular function: tumor necrosis factor receptor binding. Gene Ontology annotation, cellular component: membrane. Lineage: Eukaryota; Metazoa; Chordata; Chondrichthyes; Chimaeriformes; Callorhinchidae. The record is from RefSeq and is a predicted model, not a curated record. The transcript has 4 exons.
GAGAGGGAGAGGGGGUUUCCACACUGCUGUCCUGGGACAGACACGAACACGGCUCAGGAGGCUGUUUCGAGUUUCACCCCGUGGGCGGCUUUCCCUGGUCCGGGACCUCCUCACGUCACCGCUGCCUGUGAGAGGCUCAGUGUAUAUACAGCGGGAGGCGCCGCGACUGCCACAAGCGGCACCGGGACAGGACAGAGCGGGGCACCCACAGGAAGACAGACAGACAGACAGGGACACAGAGACAGACAGGGACACAGAGACAGACAGAGACGCAGACAGAGGUUUUCCUGCACAAGUAGCCAUGGUCGCUGGUGCUAACGCCGCCGAGGCGGCGCGGAUGGAGGAGGGACAGAGGGAGACACUGGGAUCUCCCACCAGGAGCGGAUCCUCUCGUCUGGCGCUGAGCUGCUCUGCGCUGUCGCUGCUUCUCGUGUCACUUGUCAGCACUUACCUACUCCUCCACCACACAGCGCCGAGUCAGGAGGAACGACAGAUUUCACCUAAUAAAAUUAUUGGAGAAGCUAAGGAUAAGCCCAGAGCCCACCUGACUGUUAAAACAGUGGAGUCCAACGACAUGACAGAUGGCGAUUACCCAGCCCUGGGGUGGGAGGAUCGCCACGGACUCGCUUUCACCAAGGGAGACCUCAGUUACCAGAACAAGUUUCUGCUCAUCCCCCAAACCGGGUUCUAUUUUGUCUACUCGCAGGUCUUGUUCAGAGGGCUGGAGAACCAGAGAUGUGAGAAGAUUAUCCACAUCGUCACCAAGCUGACACCCAGUUACCCUGAGCCCAUGAAGCUGCUGAGCUCGACCCAAACCAUCUCAGAAAAGUCUGACUAUAAAUGGUCGGUGCCCAUCUACCUGGGGGCAAUGAUCCAACUGGAGAAAGGUGACCGGCUGAUGGUGAACGUGAGCAGCGUGGCACUCGUGGACCACACCAAUGAACAUAAAACCUUUUUCGGUGCCUUUUUACUGUGAUUGUCUGUCCGUCUGAUCGAUCAGCGAUGGAUUCAGUGGUUAGUGAGAGAGGGAGAGAGGGUGGGAGUUAAAUGAACGGCAGAAGGCAACUUUCCUUUUCCUUUUGCAAUUUAAACUGAUCCAUGAUAUUACUUUCACGUUAGGUCAACACCACACAGAUUCCCCCUCCUUCUAUCGUCCCUUCCCCCCCCAAGCCCUAUCUUUGAUAUCCGUCAUCAAGGAUUGCACUGUCAGCAGUAAACAGACAAGAAACCGUAUGAUAUAUUUAUAACAAUUUACUUCUUACAUUGAUAUUCACCUGUUUUUCCUUGUGAGAAGUCAGUACAGCAUAAUAACUAUGAACUGUCUCUUGUGGUGAAUACAAGUGAGCGAGUUCGCUCAUGGAUUUGGUUGAUUUACCACCAAAAUCUGUCAGCUGGGGUCUAAGUCUGAAACGUGGAAAUCCUUCAUCUUGCUUUAAAGCGCAUCCAAACCAGACCGAGAGCUGUCAUGUGCACCACCCACACAUAGAAAUUCCUGCAUCUAUAAUGGAAUGCAGGCUCUCCCCCACACCCUGGACGCACCCUGAUUACGUAUUGGCAAGUUUUAGCAAGAACCGAAACUUGGGGACACCAGAAAGUGUGCUGAGUGUGUGGGGCACUGGGGUCGUAAUUGCUGGAGCUAAAAACUAAAAACUAAAAACCAGCUAAAAACCGUCAUUGAAAUCACUGUCUGACAAGCUUUCUCACUGCUAUUCCCGCCAGGUCCACCCUAACCCGCUAGGGUUCCAGGUUAGUCCUGGGCUAAACACUGGUAUGAGGCGAACACGGUAAAGUGGCUUCAGUUAAAGUUCUCAAUUGGAUGACACCGAACUGCAUUGCUGUGCAAUGUAAAAUGCUCAUGGGUCAUUUGUGCAGUCAAGAGCUCAUUUUGCAAUGAUAAAUAAAACGAUUAGCUUUUAGCUGAGCGGGUGAUGUUAAAUUGAAGAUUGGUUGUUUGAUCUGUUCUCCUCCUGUGUCUAUACUCACAUAUAUACACCUUAAAGGUCAGAAAAGGGGAGAUACACACAUACACGCACACACACACCUGAUCUGUACGCUCAGUAAUCAUUGAUCUGCUACAUGGUGAUCUGUUCAUUGUGUAUAACCUGUGGAGUUUAUGCCAACUGUUUUAUAUUAAAACUUUCCUGUUGA